This is a messenger RNA of Glycine soja, 952 nucleotides long. RefSeq names its product LOB domain-containing protein 25-like. The transcript is spliced from 2 exons. The coding region runs from base 304 to 816 and encodes 170 amino acids. Lineage: Eukaryota; Viridiplantae; Streptophyta; Magnoliopsida; Fabales; Fabaceae. The record is from RefSeq and is a predicted model, not a curated record.
UUUUCACUUUGUUGCCCCAUUUUGGUUGCUUUUUCAUUUCUUUCUCACCGGAAAUGUUCUUUGCCUCACUAUGCCCUCAUGUCGUUUAUCAGUUGUCUCACUAUUAAUUUGCGGGUUUCUCUCAUCUUGUCUAGCAACUAACUAGGGUUCCUCCUUGAACUCUCACAUCCAAUACUCUCGAGAAAAAUCUCUCUCAGUUAGGUGGCAUACUAUUUCACAGCCAAAUAUUAAAGAAUUAACGGAUCUUGAAAGAGCAAGCCUGCAACAUUAAGUGUAAAGUGUUGGGGGCAGUGUUCGAAGAUCAUGGCCUCUUCUAGCUACUCCAAUUCUCCAUGUGCAGCCUGCAAGUUUUUGAGAAGGAAGUGCAUGCCGGAUUGCAUUUUUGCCCCAUAUUUCCCACCAGAAGAGCCACAUAAAUUUGCAAAUGUUCACAAGAUAUUUGGUGCAAGCAACGUGAGCAAACUCCUCAAUGAGGUGCAACCCCAUCAAAGAGAGGAUGCUGUGAACUCUCUGGCCUAUGAAGCCGAAGCAAGGAUCAAAGAUCCAGUGUAUGGUUGUGUUGGGGCCAUUUCAGUGCUCCAAAAGCAAGUCCUUAGGCUCCAAAAGGAACUUGAUGCCACAAACGCUGAUUUGAUCCGCUAUAGUGCUUGCAAUGAAAUUCCAAACACCACUACUCAUCAUGGAGGGAGAAGGAUGAGUGAUGAUGGAGGAGGUGGUGGUUCCUCACUUGCUCACUCUCAUGGUUUCUAUUAUCCUUCUAAUUGGAACAAUGAUCCUUGUGGAAAUAGUAAUGGUUACCCCAGAGGCGAUAUAUAAGAGUAUGUGGUUCAUUUUCAACCCUCCCUAUAUAUGCAUCAAUUAUGAUGUGUAUAGUCACGUAUUAAAUUUCAAGUUACCCAUUUAGGGUUUUCUUAUUGUAAAGUAUUGGAUCAAGGGGGUCUUAUUCCGUGUA